ACUAGUACAGUUUCACUUGGGAAGCACUUUGGGAUUGCGUUUUAGAUCAGCACACCAUACCAGUUGGUGGCGGUAAUGCACAACUAAAUUGUAUGCCAACCGACAGUAAAGGUACCAAAUGAAGAAAAUGCAGGCGAAGAAGAAGAAGAAACUGAGAAAAUCGUCAUCUCUAAAAUGCAGUAAUACGAACAACAAUAAGAAGAGAAUUGAACAAGUUACUUGGAGUUUCGGAUUUUCACACGAAGAUGGAGGUUAGCUGGAGGGCGAAAAUUUCGGACUUCUCUCGCAAUCCCUCCCGUUUCAUUUCUUCCAACUCGGCUGAGACUUUCCUUGCCGAGUUGCUCCGUGAGUUACGAGAUGACAGAGUUACCGACACAACUAAGGUCUAUCUGCUGUCCCCACUAUGUGAACAACCAACUCUCCUGUGUCCCACUAAAUCAGUUGGUGAGGACACAGCCCUGGAGCUCCUUUCAGUUUUUGCCCACAGUUCAGAUACAUCUGUUCAAUUUCGCAGUAGCCUCCUCAUCACCUUGACCUCCGUCCUCAUCUGUACCUGUUGCGUGAGCCGCAAAAUACACGUGUGUGUGGACUUCCUGGAUCUGCUCAUUCAGAUAGUGCAGGAUACCUCUGACUUACAUAAUGACAAUAGUUUCCUCCUAAGAGCUACAGCAUGUGAAUGUCUACAGGAGUUGGAGACAUGCUGCCCCAACCUUCUUUCUCAUAUGCUUGAGUUCCUAGGUGGGCUUUGGACCAAAGAAACCUCGAGACUUCACCAGCCUUAUGCAAGACUCCAUACUUUAGUGUUGAAAAACUGUGUUUAUCAACUUGCCUUGGAUCCUGGAUCGGGUGAUGAUCAUCUAAAAAUUCUGUUAGGGGAAAAUCCAUUCGUCAACUGGGAAGCAGACCAGGGAUUGGCUCAAAUAGAUAAAGACUCGGCCAUUUUAUCCUCCCUUAUAAUGGCUCACGUGGAUCCGGUGCCAAUUCUUCAGACUGGACGAGACUGCAAGGAUUUGCGUUCCGUCCUGUCCACAACCCUGGAGAAUUCUUUUCUUCUCACGCCAUUGUGUCAAGCGGCAGUUCUACACCGGCUGAUGGAGGUGGUUGCCAUGGUGCCUGCUGUUCCCCCAUCCAUAUUUAGAGCUCAGCUUCUGCGAAUGCUUGGAACCGGAGAGGUUUGCCUUCUUCAUAGCACUUUGCAGAUGAAGUUUGCCUAUACGGACAGCCUGUUCACCACGGAUGAUGAAGCUUUCAUGCUGAGACGAUUGGUUGUUCUUGCACAGCAUCCACUUUUGACUACAUCGGAGAAGCUUUUCUUCACUGAUUAUAUUUUGCAUUUUCCUGAGAACAGGCCAAUCAAUUGCGGAAAUGGUCACGAAUCUUCCCCACUGUUACUAACGCCUCAAUUAGUGUGUACUCUUGUACCCACUGUUCUCAAUGAUUAUGCUACUUUGCUGGCCCGCUUCAAUCUGCUGUUGCUGAUCCACCAGGAAGAGGGUGAAAAAGAUGGAGAAGAAGGCAAAGGUAUCCCAUUUCUCUACGAACACCUCAGCUUGCUACUCAACGUUGUGGCGAAAGCACACAGCCGAGAGCUCGUCGUCACAUUUUUUAGAGCAGUUUUCCUUUUUCUUGUAUAUUUUUGCCACGUGGAGGUAUACUCUGACAGCAUAGCAGAUCAACUGUGCACGCUUUAUCGCCAUCAAACUCACCUGGCGCCACAAAUCCUCAACUUGGUUGACCAGGCUUCUGACAUGUUCCCUGAAUGUAAUUGGGCAACAAGACUCUGCAGGGCCCUGCAGGACAUUAUCACUGCGGUGCCCCCUACGCAGCUGACCUUAUCAGACCUCAGGUGGCACCUCAAGGUGCUGGCUCGAGUGGCAAAAGAAGAGGAUAUCCCUCAGAUGAGCACGCUUCGACUGCUUUCCAACAUAGUCGUCACACCUUCACUUUCUCUGAGUAGCGACUGGCGUCUGGGAAACAUUGUGUUGGGACUUUGCCGGCGCUUGAUGACGCAUCCCAAUCUGCCUACGUUGUUUACACCUUUGGCAAAUAUCCUGCAACAUCUCAUCUUUUGCUACGGCGACGCAGACAUUCAAGAUCACGCCCGACUAUACUAUAGUCUCCUGACCUCUCUCUCAAGGGAAAAAAUGACUAGAAUUUUAACACAGGAUUUGAGAGAGGAAGGACAAAAUGUCAAACACUCACUAUCUGGCAUCAUGGCAGACACCGAGAGACUAACAAGCGUGCUGACUAUUCACCAGACAGAAAAACCAGUACUGAAACUGAUUGAGUUGAAAAAUACAGAGUCAGAGAGGAUAAACAAAACUAGUCUGGAAAGUGAGGCACAGGACUGCCCAGAACUGGAAGCAUACAGGGCUCAAUUCAAAGAUCCUUCUUUUGGCUCGCAGAUUAAAUUGCACUACCAGGUAAAUCAUAACAUGUAUAACCUACCUUGCUUCGAUGAAGUCUUCAGCAUACACCUACACUUCAGUUCAAGGGACAACAACUAUGAAGAACUCUGCGACAUCAAUGUCCCCUGUCUUUUCAGAGAGAGAGAGUCUCCUGUGGUUCAACUUAGAUUGAAGCCUAGGUUGCCGUUCCCUACCACCCUCAGUUGCAGUGCUAUUUUCAGCACCUUGAACGGCCUUGUUUGGUACACUGUACAGCCAGAUAUCCAUGUGUUUUUCAGGCAAACCUUUCAGCCAUUGGUUGUACCCACCACUCGGGGAGCAGAUGCAAAACUGAAUGUUUUUGAGGGCCUCUGGGAUGAAAUGAUUGAGGAACAAGCAGAUAAUGCCACCACCCUGUUUUGUUGCCAGCUGCAAACAGGAGAACUGUGGUCUAUGGUAGAAAAACAUUUGCGCCCCUUCCUCGUAUCAGGUUCUGCCAAUGAUACUGAAUUAAAGUUGAUUUUUUUCAUCCCCCCUCAAUUCCACAUACUGCUAAAAGUCAUUUCGGAAGAUGAUGCUGUCCAUUUCAAUAUCGCAACAGAUAAUUGGCGGCUAUUGCCUCACUUUGCUUAUUUUCUCAGUAACCUAUAAACCAAUUUGCCAGAAAAGGUUACCGGUAAUUCAUGACAUAUUUAAGAACGCUGCUAUGAUUGUAUUGCUCUCUGUGCAAUUGAAAAUACGGCCAGGAAAUACAGUUCGUUGAUGGGAUCGUCUUCAGAUGUACAGGUAGCCCACAGGUGUCAAACAGAUUCCAGAAAGGGCCAAGUGGGUGCUGGAUUUUGUUCCAACCGAUACUGCGCAUAGAGUUUAACCAAUGAACUUUCUGCUGAAACAAGCAGCCCCUGACAAUGAUUAACUGAUUACAUAUGUAAAAGAUCUUAUUGGUAUAAAGGUAUCCUCUUCAUUGGUUGGAAAGCAAACCUGCACCCACUUGGCCCUUUCUGGAAUCAAUUUGACACCUGUGAGGUAGCCCCUACGUUACAACGUAACCGACUUCAUUGAUUUUGACUUUACGACUUUGGAGUCUCGUACGCCUUCAGUUGUUUUAUAAAUUAAUUGCUUUUGACUUGCUUUGUGAUGCAUGCUUUUAUUUUGGCUCAGAAAGCGUAGAGCAGGUACAACCCCUAGCAAAAGCAUGGAAUGACCAGUCUCGGACGAGCACUCACUCCUACAUGAUAAAAUGUCUAACAAACUCGGAUAAAAAGCUUGAAAAAAUAAUGAAUUACUUCAAAAGUGCAACUCUUUAGCAUUCAGAAACACUAAAAUAAAUAACAUUGUGGUGGUCAGUAAAUGUUAGUUAUAUAGAGCGAAUGCAAAUAUAUAUGGAAUCACUCCAUUCUGAGGAAAAAAUAGGGAAUCAUGAGAAACGAAUAACAAUCAAAACACAUCUCUAGUAUUUAGUAGCACCACCUACGGCUUUUAUGACAGCUUGCAGUCUCUGAGGCAUGGACUCGAUGAGUAUUCUUCAUCAAUUUAGUGCCAACUCUCUUUGAUUGCAGUUGCCAGAUCAUACUUGCAGAUCGGACCCUUGCUGUAGACCAGGGGUGGCCAAAUCCGGUCCUCGAGAGCCCCUAUCCAGCUUGUUUUCCAUGUCUCCCUCCUUGAACACACCUAAAUCAAAUGAUCAGCUCAUCAGCAAGUUCUGCAGGAGCCUGAUAUUGAUCCUGAUUAUUUGAGUCAGGUGUGUUGGAGGACGGAGAAAUGGAAAACAAGCUGGAUAGGGGCUCUCGAGGACUGGACUUGAGCACCCCUGCUGUAGACCAUUUUUUAAAUCAAUGUCCACCACAGGUUUUCAAUAGGAUUGAGAUCUGGGCUAUUUGCAGGCCAUGACAUUAGCCACGUUUACAUGCUGCCUUUUAUUCAUACCGAUUCAAAUCAUUCCGAAUGGAAAUUUCACAUCAGCUGUUUACAUGUCACUUCAUCUAUUCCGAUCCAGCGUUUACAUGUGACUGCCUUUAUUCCGAAAGGACGUUUGACAACUGCCGUCUGACAUGCGCAGAUUAAUCAAAACAAAGCGUCACGUUGCAAAACAUGGAGAUUGAUCGUCAGAUCAGCUGCUGUUUUAACUUUUCGAGUGGAAACAAAACUUCAGAAUGAUACGCCGUUCAUUUAAAAAGUUGUGUGGGUGCGCUGUGCGUGUGCUUGGAAGCCAUGUUGCAAGUGACGUCACCACGUCAGUACGGAGCAUGCGCAGAAAGAACGCAACCAGACACCAUUCCGCUUCCCUGUUUACAUGAUAUAAUUUUACUUCUAAUCGGUUUGGGAAAAUGAAUAUUCCACCCCUGUGAAUCGGAAUGAAAUUCCAUUCGGUUUGGGCCUGUUCAUUCCGAAUGAGGUGUUUAUAUGGAACACAUUUAUUCGGUUUGAACAAAUAUUCCGAUUGUAAUUGGAAUAUUUGGCUCCAUGUAAACGUGGCAACUGACUGGAUGAGUCUUUCUCCAAGGAAUGCUUUAACAGUUUUGGCUCUGUGGCAUGAUGCAUUGUCAUCUUGGAAAAUGACAAACAUAUUUUCAAUUGAAGGGAUAAGAAAGCUGUCCAAAAUUUCAAUGUCAACUUGUGCAUUUAUUGAAGAUUUAACCACAGCCAUCUCCCCAGUACCUUUGCCUGACAUGCAGCCCCAUAUCAUCAAGGACUGAGGGAAUUUUUAUGUUUUCUUUAGGCAGUCAUCUUUGUGAAUCUCACUGGAACAUAACCAAACCAAAGUUCCAGCAUCAUCACCUUGUCCAAUGCAGAUUCUUGACUCUGGACACCUUGUCCAAUGCAGAUUUUUGACUUGACAAGGUGAUGAUGCUGGAACUUUGGUUUGGUGCUGAGGUGGUGCUACUAAAUACUAGAGAUGUGUUUUGUUAUUUCUUUGUUACAAUUCCAUAUUUUUUCCUCAGAAUGGAAUGAUUGCCAUGUAUAUUUCCCUGCACUUGCGCUAUAAAAGUAACAUUUUCUGACCACCACAAUGUUUUUUAUUCCUUUUAGUGUUUCUGAAUGCGAAAGAGUUGCACUUUUGAACUAAUUAUUUUUUCAAGCUUUUUAUCUGUUUGUUCUACUUGAUAAAAUGUCUGAGUGAGUGCUCGUCCGGUACUGGUGAUUCCAUACUUUUUGCUCGGGGUUGUAGUACUUCCACACGCGAGUAAGAAUGCAUGUACACAUGAAGAACAACGUAUGUGCAAACACGGAGAAGAGCGCACGCGCACAAACGAGGAAGAGCGCAUUUGCUUACACAAAGAAGUCACACAGUUGAGUGGGGGAGAGAGUGGGGGAAAGAUUACAGCUGCAAGCCUGCACGCACAUUUGUUACUUGUGAAGCAUCCACAGAGGCAACACCUGUGUAUAACACCUUUUGUACUGUUUAUUGUGCGUUUUCAAUGGUGGUCAAAUACUUGGGUGUGUUGAUGUGAUUGUUUUUGAUAUGUGGACGCUAACUGAUACAUGCUAAUUGUUUGCAGUUAUACACGCAAAUUUCAAUUGCUGUUAUUGAAGUUGAAACUGAUUUAAUAUCAUUUUUAAUUUUAGUUUUAUUCUGCAAGUGUUGAUUUCAUGAGAAGCUAAAUAAAGUCAGCAAAACACACCCAUGUCUGACAUUGUAAUUUCAGAGCUUAGCUCGCAGUCCAGCUUGGACUUGGCUCCAACGUUUUGGCGAGGAAAGUACAAUGAUGUAUAAUUAAUGUUUUUGGAUAGUUAUUUUGCGAUUUGGGGGGGAUCUAAGGGUCCUUAAACUGUUUAUUCCGACAACAAGGAAAUUUGGGUUACGUCGCCAGCGUAGGAACGAAACUCGUUCACAACCCGGGGACUACCUGAAAUGUGCUUUUUUUUAGCAUAUGCUAGAGACGUCCUGCUCGCAUAUAUUUGCACCUGGGUCAGAGUCACCUGAUUUUGAGAAUUUGCCUAUACCGAAAAAAUGUUCCAAACAUGUUACUGUCCCACCGUGACGCCUUCAUAAUGUGAACUAGGGCUGGGCGAUUUGGCCUUAAGUACAUGUCACGAUAAAUUGAGCAGAUUUACCUCGAUAACGAUAAAUGACGAUAAAUUCGCCCAAGCAGACCGUUCUAUAAUUUGAAAAUUUGAAUCAAUGCAUGGAAUACAAAUUAAGUUUCUCCUAAAUUUAUUUAAUUAGCUUUCAAUUUAACAAUUGCACAUGCAGUCUAAACAUUAAGUAUUAAAAAAAUCUUGUAAACAAUAAGAAUUCUAGUGUGAACAUUUAUAACAGCUUGUAUGACUUGAAAAAUGUACAAUAUUAUAAAAAUCAAUAUGACAACUGUGCAAAUGUCAUUCUAACACAAUUGACUUGCAGCUUUAACAGUAAACUUCAGACAACUUAUUGGUAAUGGCUGCUGUGACAUAAUUAUUCAACAAGUGUUUACGUCAAGGUUUCAGUUUUUUUUUUUUUCCCGAAACAUUUUUUAAUACAUGCACCCCCCACACAGACACAACCAGAUUAAAGCUGUAUUGCUCUGAUGCCAAUGAAACAUUUAAGGGUUUAUGAUGGCAGUAUAAAGCAAACACAUACAGAAAAAUAGCUGUGGCCAUUAAACUGUUAUAGGCUUCACUGUUGGAUUAUACUUUAUGCUGAGUGCUUUACCAUCAUGAAAGCUUUCAGAGAAACACAGAGAUGCCAAAUAAUGCGACAUGAUGAUUGCUACAUGAAGUCCGUGCCCAGUCCACUCAUUAAUUUCAGCCGUUUCGACAAGGUUAGAGCCGCUGUCCGACUGUUUCACGUUCAUUUGUAGCCGUUGUUAGCCGCUAGCGUUAGCCUGUGGCUUGGCUACCAGAAGAAAGCACUGAAAGCAUCCUCUCCUGAUAUCGUGAGAACCAGGGAGGACAGCGGGUGAAAGCCCGUCUGGAACCCGCCAAGCUAACUUAAGCCCGACUCCAUCCCAUUUACUUGUAGCGUUAGCCGCUAGCGUUAGCCUACCGGGCUUCUGUUUGACUGGCGUCCUGAAAACCACGUGACUCCAUACGUAAGCACACUGUCUGCUUUCUUAAAGGGAAAUGAACAUAGCCGAACAACACCGCGUCAAAGCGGGAUAAAAAGACUAUUUUCUUGUUUUAUUAAAUUACCGAAUUUACCGACAUGGUCAAAAUUACGUCGGCCAUUGUGAAGAAUUUCGGUGGCGGUAAAUUUUCGGUUUACCGCCCUGCUCUAAUGUGAACUAUUAUUAAACAAGAAUAAUGUAGAAAAAUGCUCUAACACAAUGAGUUGCCACAGCAGACUUAUGCAAGUUUAACAAUGAUUGAUACAUUUGUGCCUUUGAACGUAGCGCCACUGUGCUUCUCUACCAAGAUCAAAGCUACAAACCUUUCAAUCAUCGUUAAUUUUAAGUACCAAAUGCAAGUUGGACAGUUUGGCCACACUGCUUAGCAGGGGGGAGAGAGAGAGAGGUUGUGGCUCUGUACGAGCAUGAAGCAGAAAAACAUAAAUGUAUUUUUUAAAAUUAAAAACCCCAUCCUUUUUACCCGAUUCCGAACCUCUGAAAAAUUUCCGACCAUGUGAUCGGAUCAGGACAUCCCUAGAAUAUGCUUUAGUUUCUUAUUUGUUUCCCAAAAUAUUUGCAGUGUAUUUCUUGCAUUUUGUUCUC
Molecule: messenger RNA, 8017 nt
Organism: Corythoichthys intestinalis (scribbled pipefish)
Lineage: Eukaryota; Metazoa; Chordata; Actinopteri; Syngnathiformes; Syngnathidae
Gene: ap5b1
Product: adaptor related protein complex 5 subunit beta 1
Exons: 3
Coding region: 246-3038 (930 amino acids)
Biological process (GO): endosomal transport
Cellular component (GO): lysosomal membrane; AP-type membrane coat adaptor complex
Source: RefSeq, a predicted model, not a curated record